This is a messenger RNA of Guillardia theta CCMP2712, 333 nucleotides long. RefSeq lists its product as hypothetical. The transcript has 4 exons. Gene Ontology annotation, molecular function: protein binding. Bases 1 to 333 code for a protein of 110 amino acids. The record is from RefSeq and is a predicted model, not a curated record. NCBI's taxonomy places the organism in Eukaryota, Cryptophyceae, Pyrenomonadales, Geminigeraceae.
AUGCAGGAGUGCGGAUGCGGCAUAGUAUUUGGUACUGACCCCUCCGGCUCCCUGGUGUGCCGAUCCUUCGUUCCUGGAGGUCCAGCGGAAGCGUCCGGUCUCGUUCAAGUCGGAGACAUCUUGGCUUCGGUCGAUGGCUGUGAUGUUCUACGGAAACCUGUUGCCCAGGUUGCUCCGCUCCUGCUGGGAAAGACGGGCAGCCGAGUGCGACUGGGCUUGCAGCGAAGUGGAACUUACCUCGUGGUGGAGCUGGAGAGAAGGCCUUCCACGCCUGCUGGAGCCCUCACUGCGUUCAUGAGCGCGAUGGGUGAAAACGGCAACAAAACUCGAUGA